AUGGCAGAUGUUAAGCCUACUCUCAUUAGGCUUGACGUCUCCGCCAAGUCCAACUACAACUUCGAGAAGCCUUUCCUCUGGCUCGCCCGGAAACUCGUCGGCAACCAGACUCUUGACUUUGUCGCUGCCCCCGCUCUUAGAGAAUGUGAGCGGCCAUGCGGUGACGAUGGGUUUUGCGAGAUUGAGGACAUGGAAAAAUUGGUGGGUUCAGGGCGCGACAAUGGAGUCGAGUGCGGAUAA
Molecule: messenger RNA, 240 nt
Organism: Pyrenophora tritici-repentis Pt-1C-BFP
Lineage: Eukaryota; Fungi; Ascomycota; Dothideomycetes; Pleosporales; Pleosporaceae
Source: RefSeq, a predicted model, not a curated record